Molecule: messenger RNA, 3954 nt
Organism: Oryza sativa Japonica Group (Japanese rice)
Lineage: Eukaryota; Viridiplantae; Streptophyta; Magnoliopsida; Poales; Poaceae
Product: ubiquitin carboxyl-terminal hydrolase 26-like
Biological process (GO): protein deubiquitination
Cellular component (GO): nucleus; cytosol
Molecular function (GO): cysteine-type deubiquitinase activity; cysteine-type endopeptidase activity; protein binding
Source: RefSeq, a predicted model, not a curated record
CCGAACCCGAGCUCACCGCACCCGUCGCACCGCACCGCACCGCACCGAACCGCGCGCGGCAGGAGGAGACCACCGUCCUUUCCUCUCCGCCUCGGCCUCGCUCCCUCCGGCCCCGACCGACGGCGACCCCCGCGACCGCCGCUUCCUCCCCGCCCCCGCCGCCGAUCUCCGCUCCGGCUGCUCCAGGCGGCGACCUUCUCCCCCUCGCGCCACUGGGGGGAUCCACCCCGGAGUACUGAGCAUCUGUUCCAGGGAAGGGGAGCGGCGGCGGCGGUUUUGGUUUGGCGUUGGUGAGUUGAUUUUGAUGGUACAAUGAGCAGGCCAAACACACGAAAUAAGAGCAAGAGGCCGCGGGCUGAUGACUGCGAGAGCCCGUCUGCUGUUUUCAAGAAGAUACAUUCCACUGGAGCAAUCACAAAAGGCGAUAUUAAACAACUUUAUAUGGUGUGGAAACCUGUUUGUCAUGGUUGCCAUGGGAACUCCAAGGACUCACCCAAUUGUUUCUGCGGGUUGAUCCCUGCUGCUAAUGGGGUGAGGAAAUCUGGCCUGUGGCAGAGAACAAACGAGAUCAUUCGCGCCCUUGGUCCUAACCCGUCGACGGAUCUUCGUGACUCCACUGAGACGCCUGCUGGAUUGACUAACCUGGGCGCUACCUGUUAUGCAAACAGCAUACUGCAGUGCCUUUACAUGAACACCUCCUUCCGCUUGGGCAUUUUCUCUCUAGAGCCCGACAUCUUGAAGAUGCACCCUGUGCUGGAUCAGCUUGCUCGGUUAUUCGCUCAGCUACACUCCAGCAAAAUGGCUUUCAUUGAUUCGGCACCUUUUAUAAAAACCUUGGAAUUAGAUAAUGGUGUCCAGCAGGACAGCCAUGAAUUCCUCACAUUAUUUUUGUCUUUGCUCGAGGGUUCACUAAGUCAUUCCAAGGUUCCAGGGGCUAGAACCAUUGUGCAGCAUUUGUUCCGUGGAAGUGUGUCCCAUGUUACUCGGUGCUCAUCAUGUGGAAGGGAUUCCGAAGCAUCUUCAAAGAUGGAAGACUUUUACGAACUGGAGCUUAACAUUAAAGGUUUAAAUAAUCUAGAACAAAGUUUGGAUGACUAUUUGAGUACUGAGGCACUGGAUGGAGAGAACCAGUACUUCUGUGAGUCAUGUCAGAAAAGGGUAGAUGCCACUCGUUGCAUAAAACUUCGCUCACUUCCUCCUGUUGUUAAUUUUCAGCUGAAACGCUAUGUAUUCCUCCCAAAGACAACAACAAAGAAAAAGAUUUCUUCGGCAUUCAGUUUCCCAGGACAGCUAGAUAUGGGGAAGCGGUUAUCCAAUCCUUCAUCUAGUUAUACGUAUGGCCUGUCUGCUAUUUUGAUCCACAAGGGUAGUGCUGCCAAUAGUGGGCACUAUGUAGCACAUGUAAAGGACGAAAGCAAUGGUCAAUGGUGGGAGUUUGAUGAUGAGCAUGUAUCCAAGCUUGGUCUUCAUCCCUUUGGUGAAAAACCAGGCAAAUCAUCCGAUAAAACUGAUCAGAAACCCCAGGGUAGUUCUACAGCGGAUUCUGUUACGAAUGAUGACAACAAUAGCUGUCAUGAGGCUGCAUUCACUUCUACUAUGGAAGAGAUGUUUUCUUCUACAGAUGCUUAUAUGCUGAUGUACAAACGCAUUGCUAAGGAUGAGAAUGGUAUCGAAAGCAAUAAUAUAAGCAGUAACAAUUCGCUCCCACACCAUUUUGUGGAUGAAAUUGAUGAACGUAAUACAUCAUAUGUAAAGGAAUGUGAAGAAUACGAAAGCAAGAAAGACGUCCAUUUGGCAUAUAUAACAGAGAGGCGCCAAGAAGUAAAAUCUGUUCUGACAGAAGCGCCUGCAACUCCAGAGGAGGAUUCUUAUUUUUGGAUUUCAACAGAUUGGCUUCGCCAAUGGGCGGACAACGUUAAUCCUCCCUCCUCUAUUGACAACAGUCCGAUUCAAUGUGAACAUGGAAAAGUUCCAGCGUCAAAAGUUACAUCCAUGAAACGACUAUCAGCUGGAGCUUGGCAUAAGCUAUUUUCUAAAUAUGGAGGGGGGCCAACAUUGAGCAGUGAUGAUUUUUGCAUGGAGUGCCUUAAGGAUGGAGCAAAAAAUUCAGUAUCUGCAGAUGUUUAUCGUGAUCGGAAGGCAUCAUUAAGAAGUAUUGCAGAAGCAGCGCUUGCUGGAAAUAAUCCAGAUGGUCCUUUGUACUUUGUUUCCAGGCCAUGGUUGACCCAAUGGUUGCGCAGAAAAAAUGUGGAUAUCCCUUCAGAUGCUGACAGUGGACCAACAAUUGCUCUAACGUGCACCCAUGGAAAUCUUCUUCCGGAACAUGCUUCAGGCGCAAAGCGGGUCACUGUGCCAGAGGACCUAUGGUUAUUUCUCUAUGAAACCAGUGGAAUGAAGAUUGAUGAUAUUGUGACUUUUCCGUCAGAUAGUCAACCAUGCGGAAUUUGUAGCCAGCAAUUAUCAGUUGUUGCUUCUGUUGAGGAUAAUCUUAGAGCAGUGAAACUCAAGCAACGACAAAGCCAUGAAAAGUUAACUUCUGGGAAAAGUCUUGCACUUCAUCCUGGGCAAAAAUAUUAUUUAGUUCCUUCCUCAUGGUUGUCAGAGUGGAGAGCUUACAUUACAGCGACUGGGAAAAAUAUUUCUUCGUUACCAGAACCUCAAUCUCUUGAAGUUACCAUCAAUUCACUAAUCUGUGAAAAGCAUUCAAGAUUGUUGCAAAGGCCCUUGGAUCUAGUUUGCAAGCGUGGGACUAUCACUCAGAAAGCAUCAAAUACUGAUGGAUUAACAAUGAUAUCAGAAUCUGAUUGGAUUUUAUUCUCUGAAGAGUGGAAUGUAGCACAUGGAAAAGGUUUAUGUGCUGAAAUUGUUUUUAGCAAGAGCUCUCAAGAUAACCUGCAGUCAUCUGAAGCAGUGCCAAUUUUGGUUGAAGAUCUGGACCAGUCAACAAAUGAUUUAAGCAAUGACUUGGGGGGCAGAGAACCCUAUGUCAGAACUGAUCCUGAGGUUUGUGAAGAAUGUAUUGGAGAAAAAGAGAGCUGUGCAUUGGUUGAGAAGCUCAAUUAUCAGAAUGAAGAUAUCCAGGUUUAUCUUGUCCGUGGUAAAGAAGCGCCAAAGUCAAUUAGAGAGGCAUCGGCAGCUGUUCCUGUACCAGAUCGUAGGACUUCAAAGCGUUCCCGGAGAACAACCUCAGGAAAUUCGAUCAGUUUGAAAGUCUCUGGUUCUACAACCGUAUAUCAGUUGAAACUCAUGAUAUGGGAAUCUUUAGGGAUUGUUAAGGAGAACCAGGAGCUUCACAAAGGCUCUGUUGAGAUUGAAGAUGAUUUUGCUACUCUUGCUGACAAGUGUAUUUUUCCUGGAGAUGUUCUAUGGGUUAAAGAUUCCGAAAUCUACGAGAACCGUGACAUAGCAGAUGAAAUUUCGGAGCAGAAGGUUGUAGUACAGACUGAGGAAGGCUUUCGUGGGACUCUGUUGACAUCUAGUGCUUCAGCUCAGCUUUGCCAGGAUAUAUCAUUUAGCGAUUGAGUUCUCCAAUGUCAGCUACAUCACUGCCUGCAUAUGCUUGCUUCAGCUAGUUAAGCUUGCUUGGAGGAGUAUGCUGAGGAUUAAGUCACAACAAGUUGUUCUAAAUACAUGGCGGUUCUGCACUUGCCGUCACCGUGGGUGAAAAGUUUUGUCUGCCCCUUAUCUCCAUACUCUGUUUCCACCUUAGGGUGUGCGUCCUGCUGUUGUAUCAGCAUGCCAAAAUGAGCGGAAAAAGAGGGUAUGUAAUUAUUUAGGUAGUUAAUCCUUGUACUACCUUUUAGUGGCUAUGCAGAGGUUUUAUGAAGGAGAGCCGGAAACUAUAUGUAGAGCAGUUCGCUGUGUGUUCUUACGUUGUGGGAUCUGCAAUUCUUCAGAUCUCAUCCCUGCAGCUUUUCUCCCGUUUAUUUGUUUGUGGGCUCGCCCCUUUCCUAA